Messenger RNA from Peromyscus leucopus (white-footed mouse), 685 nucleotides. RefSeq names its product fatty acid binding protein 3 (gene Fabp3). NCBI's taxonomy places the organism in Eukaryota, Metazoa, Chordata, Mammalia, Rodentia, Cricetidae. The record is from RefSeq and is a predicted model, not a curated record. The coding region runs from base 50 to 451 and encodes 133 amino acids. Gene Ontology annotation, cellular component: nucleus; cytosol. The transcript has 4 exons. Gene Ontology annotation, molecular function: fatty acid binding. Gene Ontology annotation, biological process: fatty acid transport.
CCGGGUGCUGCGGUUCCGAGUGCCUGCGCGCCUCCUCUGUCAACACACCAUGGCGGACGCCUUUGUCGGCACCUGGAAGCUAGUGGACAGCAAGAAUUUUGAUGACUACAUGAAGUCACUCGGUGUGGGCUUUGCCACCAGACAGGUGGCUAGCAUGACCAAGCCUACCACAAUCAUUGAGAAAAACGGGGAUACUAUAGUCAUAAAGACACACAGCACCUUCAAGAAUACAGAGAUCAGCUUUCAGCUGGGAGUGCCGUUCGACGAGGUAACAGCAGAUGACAGGAAGGUCAAGUCGACAGUGACGCUGGAUGGGGGCAAACUUGUCCAUGUGCAGAAGUGGGACGGGCAAGAGACUACGCUCACAAGGGAGCUGUGUGAUGGGAAACUCAUCCUGACACUCACCCACGGCAGUGUGGUGAGCACCCGAACUUACGAGAAGGAGGCGUGACGCUGCUGCGCCGUGGCGGACUGUUCCUCUGCCAACCGGCUACCCUCGACCCAGCACCACGUGCCUCACUUUUUCCCUCUGGUGUUUUGUAUAAAUACACUUUGGCUGGGAUGCUUCUGGAGAUGGGGCACCAGCCUGAAUCCCAGUUCCCAUUGUGUAUGGCUUUAUUUUUUAAAACUGUAUCCACAGGGUGCUCCAAGGUCAAUAAAGCAGAGCCAAGCCCCCCCACCCCCA